UCGAGUGUAAAACAAGCAUUCUGUUUAUAUCAAUGCAUUGGUACUUCAUAAAUUUAUUCCUAGUCAACUCUUGGCUCGAAACCGACAAUAAUUACGGAAUUAUUAGUGCGGUCGUUCUUAUUUGAAAAAACGUGCAAUGGAGAAGUGCGAAAAUCUGAAGGAGCCAGUGAAGGAGUCAGGGAAGUUGCGGCAAUUCCUUGCCACGAUAAUCAUAAAUCAGUUGGCGUUGUCUUACGGAAUCGUGAUAGGAUGGCCAUCACCGUCAGCGCAACUGUUGCAAAGUCCUUCAUCGCCCGUGGGAAACCCUAUGACUGAUAACGGCGUAUCCUGGUUGACUGGCAUUUUGUGUCUAAGUGGUACUUUCGUGGCUGUGCUAACAUCGAUGAUACCAGACAAGUUUAGUCGGAAGAGAUUGGGCUACAUAUUAGUGGUGCCAAUAAUUAUCGCUUGGUUGUUGAUCAUGUUUGCUACCGAGCACAUGUAUAUCUAUGUGUCGAGGGGUCUGAGUGGCAUCAGUGGCGCUGCUACAUUCUUCGUCGUACCAAAUUACGUGUCGGAAAUUUCGUGCGACAGUAUCCGUGGCAUGUUGGCAAGUAUCUUGAUACUUUCCGUGAAUACCGGGAUACUAGUGGCUUACAUCCUGGGUGGCAUAAUGUCCUUCCGUGCCUUGCCCGUAGCUGUUAUAGCGUUAAUUCUUUUGUAUCUUAUCACUUUCGUCUUCAUGCCGGAGUCGCCGUUAUAUCUGGUGCGUCGAAAUCGUACACACGAAGCGAUUAGAGCCUUGAAGUGGUUGAAAGCUGGAAACAAUCUGGAAGCAGAACGUACGUUGUCGCAUAUACAAUUGCAAAUCAAGGAGACCGCAUCCAUAAAGUCUACCAAGUUUUCAGAUUUGGUUAGAGACAAAGCAACGAUUAAAGGACUCAUAAUUAUUGUGGGUCUGUUCAUCGGUCAACAACUUUGUGGCAUUUUUGCGAUGAUCAGUAACACGGAAAUGAUUUUUAAAAUGUCCGACAGUUCGUUAUCACCGAAUAUAUCAUCUAUCAUUGUAGCGAUUAUACAGGUCUUUGGAUCGUGGUUAGCGACAUUAUUAGUGGAACGCGCUGGCAGACGGCCCUUGAUUCUUCUAUCCUGUGCAGGAAUGACCGUGUGUCAUUGUAUGAUAGGUGCAUUUUAUUAUCUUCAAAACUUGCAAUAUGAAGUGUCCGCUUAUUCUUGGAUACCGGUGGUAGCAUUAUCUGCCUACAUGAUAUUAUUUUCUUUGGGAAUGGGAAACGGACCUGUCGUGGUGAUGUCUGAGAUAUUCAGCCGUGACGUAACCAGCCUGGCCUCGGCCAUAGGUAUCUCUGUAAGUUGGAUAUCUGCAUUCAUCAUGACGAAAAGCUUCACGGAUUUCAUUACUUUGUUAGGCUUGCAUGGUUGCUUCUUUCUCCUUGCUACUUUCUGCGUAUGCAAUUUUUUGUUUUGCUUCAUAUUACUACCAGAGACCAAAGGACAGUUACGCGAAGAUAUUGUAGAUGAACUUAAUGGCGUGCGAUGUACAAAUAAGAACGAUAUUAAACAUAUCAUUGGAUCAGAUUCAGUUCACGCGGCGCAUGUGUGA
Messenger RNA from Atta colombica, 1600 nucleotides. RefSeq names its product facilitated trehalose transporter Tret1-like. Bases 137 to 1600 code for a protein of 487 amino acids. Gene Ontology annotation, biological process: transmembrane transport. Gene Ontology annotation, molecular function: transmembrane transporter activity. The transcript has 4 exons. The record is from RefSeq and is a predicted model, not a curated record. Lineage: Eukaryota; Metazoa; Arthropoda; Insecta; Hymenoptera; Formicidae. Gene Ontology annotation, cellular component: membrane.